This is a messenger RNA of Photinus pyralis (common eastern firefly), 1276 nucleotides long. RefSeq names its product lysophosphatidylserine lipase ABHD12-like. Gene Ontology annotation, cellular component: endoplasmic reticulum membrane. The coding region runs from base 89 to 1216 and encodes 375 amino acids. The record is from RefSeq and is a predicted model, not a curated record. Lineage: Eukaryota; Metazoa; Arthropoda; Insecta; Coleoptera; Lampyridae. Gene Ontology annotation, biological process: phosphatidylserine catabolic process; monoacylglycerol catabolic process. The transcript is spliced from 7 exons. Gene Ontology annotation, molecular function: monoacylglycerol lipase activity; phosphatidylcholine lysophospholipase A1 activity.
AUCUUAUUUACUCAGUUUCGAACCGACAUAAACCUCAAACCCACCUUUUACUGUGAUAGAUAUUAUUCUCCAACGUUUUCGGCCCGAAAUGGCCAUUAAACGAAGGUCGGUAAUCGAGAGUAUACCGUCGAUAAACUGCUACAUGGAUUACGAUUACGAGCUGUACACCAGAGACGAAAAGGUCAGUUGUUGUCAGAGGUACCGGUGCUGUUUAAUUGCGGUGACCACUUUACUGCUGCUCCUAGUUUUAGCCUUUAUUGUGAUUUUCGUGGUGCCCCCGGUGACGUUCAUGCUAUCCAUCGGCGUGCAGCGCUACGUCAUUUUUCUAGCAACGUACGGUAACGAAAGUGGGGGGUUUACAAAUUUCAAGGAAAUCGGCUUGGAAGGGUUGCGAAACCUCUACGUGCCCGUCGACCAUAACGUCACGCUCGGGGUUUGGCACGUUCUACCCUUGGAGUACACCUACGAAGCCGUUACCAGCGCGAGUUACAACUAUGACGACGCCUUGGCCGACGGAAAGUAUCCGGUACUGUUGUAUUUGCACGACAGCGGCGAAAACAGAAUUACGAGCAAGAACAAGUACAUGAUCCUGCGGCGGUUCUUUCACGUCAUAGCCUUCGAUUACCGCAGCUACGGCGAUUCCACCGAUGCCGAAUUAUCCGAAGGUGGGCUCGUGCACGAUUCGGCAAACCUGUACAGGUGGACGAGGACGCACACCGGUAACGACGCGUACGUGUGGGGCCACGGACUCGGCUCUUCGAUUGCGGCGAAAACGGUCGCGCAGUUGCGCAAUGAGUCGAUCGUUCCCAAAGGUCUUUUCCUGGAGAGCGCCUUUACGAAUCUCGAGGAAUUGUUAACGGUCAAUUCCUACAUGAAAAUAUUUUCAUGGACGCCCUGGUUCAAACCGACGUUUCUGGACUCCCUGAGGGAGAACGAGUUUUUGUUCAAGACCGACGAAUACAUUCUAUCGGUUGACUGUCCCAUUAUGAUUGUGCACGCUGAAGACAACCACCUUAUCCCGUACACUCAAAGCGAGAAGCUCGUACGAAUCGGGAACAAGAAGCGAGUCAACGAAGUGCAAGGAAACAUCACGUUCCAUCUGUUUCCGAAGAACGACCACUACGGCCACAACGACAUCUAUCUAGCCCCGCAGCUACCCGAAUACAUCAGGAGCCACAUCGACACAUGCAACGAAUACAACAAAGGGAAAGGCUAAUAAUUUUACUAAUUGUACCUCACUUAAAAGAUAAACCAGAAAUUUUAAUUCGACUGAUAA